Daldinia loculata is the source of this 1560-nucleotide messenger RNA. RefSeq lists its product as uncharacterized. The coding region runs from base 389 to 1189 and encodes 266 amino acids. The transcript is spliced from 5 exons. NCBI's taxonomy places the organism in Eukaryota, Fungi, Ascomycota, Sordariomycetes, Xylariales, Hypoxylaceae. Gene Ontology annotation, biological process: mycotoxin biosynthetic process. The record is from RefSeq and is a predicted model, not a curated record.
GGUAUUUUACAUUGCCGGCGGCUGUAUCGAGCGGUGAAUGCCGUAGGGCCCUCAAGCGGGGUGUCGAGUUAACUGUCUGAGCCGUGGGUCGUGCAUAUCUGCAAUAGGUAGUGGGAUGAUCAUCCUUAUAGGCGCCCAAUAGUAUAGGUUGCAUUCAAAAGAUGAUAUACAUACAUGCAGACAUGCAGACAUGUUCACCAGAGCCAGAUCUGACGCUUGCGUAUCCCAGUGGGUCAUAGCGUAAUGAAGUCCUGCAUAUCUAUAUCCGUCGUACGACCUGUGAAAGUCAUAAGGCUGAGUGAGAUCCCUCCGUCUUAUAUCAAUCGCCGAACUAAGCUUUCUUCCUUACCUAACUUCGAGAGUCUCUCGCGUCCUGCCAGAAAUCGUCAUGGAGAAAGGCUCUACAGAAUCUCGAGAUCGCCUUCUCGGUGAAACAGAGUACAUCGAUGCGAAAUUCAGGACCUCCGAUGAGUCUAAGACAUCAAUACGCCGAUGGAUACGCAACAAUGCCCUUCUACUUGUGAUAUUUAUGCUUCUGCUAUACAUCGCUAUUUUCCUGACCAUUGACUCCGCGGCGAGACUCGGGACGCAGCAACAAUGCCUCGGAGCGGAUAAACACUUUAGGUUACCUGGGGACGCUGUACGGUACGAAGAGAAGCAGGAAUGGUAUACCCUCCGGGAACCUUGGAACAAGGAGCCAUCAGACGAGCUUGAUGAUCUCUGGGAAGACUUAUUAUAUGCGUUGAAUAUCAGAGUUUCCCCUCAUGAGAUGGAACAGCUUGGUUCAAACCUUACGAAUCGUAUCCAAGUUGACGGUGGGGACUACCUUGGCGUUAUGGGUGUAUACCAUCAUCUCCAUUGCCUGAAUAAUCUACGGAGGAUAGUCCAUUGGGAUUAUUAUGAGUCCCGUGUGUCAGAUCUAGGCCCUACGGGUCCUUUUGGAAAGGGGCACUCAGAUCACUGCAUCAACGCAAUCCGUCAAGCCUUGAUGUGCCACGCAAACACCGAGAUACACACAGGACAAUGGAUUUACGACCCCGAUAGGCCUCAGGCUUCGAAACUAGGAUCGCACUCGGUGACUACAUGCGUGAAGUGGGAUAGCUUGAAUAAUUGGGCACGUAGCAGAGCAUUGAGAUCGGGCGAAUACACUUACAGACCUGUACCGAUCGAUGAAACUAUGUCAGAUUAGAAGAAAUAAUAACUUAUAAGCGUCUUGAAAUUCGUCAUCUGACAUGCAUUGUCAAGUACCACCCCAUUGAAAGCAUGAGAUCUUACCCAAUGAUUAAGUUCUCGUUCAUAAUUAGAAUACGAGGCAGACAUAUCAGUUCUAUGAUAGUGAAUACCUAUUCUCUUAUGACACUAUUGUAAACAUUAGGAGGUCAUUUCUGAUGCAAGGGGAUAAUGUAACCGUAGCAGCAGGGAGUAGCACUUAGUAGACGUACUCAAGGUACGGCAGAAUCGGUCCGAUCUAUUUUGAAGCUUACCUGUGGACCUUUCAUAGCUGCGUACCUGGUAGCUAGCUUACAAGAAGCCGCAUAUCCAAGUUCCAUUCUCAUUCUU